UCCUGGGGACCAAGGGGGCAUUUGAGGUCUGGGGAGGGAGCGGUGAGGAACCAGGUCCCGAGGAAACGCCGCGGGAGUGGUCAGAUUGCCUCCUGGAGCGCCCACAAAGUAAAGCCGGGAGACCGUCUGCAGCUAUUUCCUUUCGAGUUACAGCCAGGGCUUCGGGAGGACAGAUGACUGGGAUUUUAGAGCAAAAGGUGCUCUGGGCGCUCAGAGAUGCGGAGGAUCCAGUGGCCUCGGAAUAGGCAGAAAAGGUCUUGUGGAGAAAGGAGGGCUGAUGCUCCGGAGGACCGGAUUUCUGUCGACGGUAGUUGCUUCGGAGGGAGAGCAUACCUGGAGUAGGAGGAAAGCACCGGAAGGAGAAGAGGCCUGAGGAUGUCCGAGUAGAGAAACCUCGGAUCAUCUUUGAUUUGACCCAUGACUUCUUGAAGUAGAGUCAGAAUCUCCGCACAAACCAGGACUCCUGGACAGCUCUCCCCUGUUGCCUGCGGACCCAAGCUCAUUUUUCUCCCUCUCCGGUCACUUCUGCCUCUGUAAAUUGACAUGUUUCUGUGGCUCUGUGAGUCCUUUCUGCGCUUCCUAGUGACUCAUUUUCAACGUGCCCUAGGGUAGGCCCAUACUGUUUAGUGUAAUUACGCAAAAUCUGGACUCACGGUCCUUUUUAGAGACUUCUCCAGUCACACAGUAGUUGUAUGUAUUCACCUCUCAUCUGCAAGCGUCAUUUUUUAAAAGUUUGUUUGAAUUUAGGACUCCGUUUGGGUUAGAUUGGGUACACUUCGUAUUCCCAUCAAACACCCUUUAUUGAUAUGAAUUAUGUAGCCUUUAUAAGUGUGUACUUUGUAUCAAAGUGGAUACAUAUCACAACUUAUCCAAAAUAGACCUUUGGAGAGAGACUGGCAGCUGGGCUGGUAGACAGACUAGACAGUAAAGAGAAGAUGGGGAAAGAGUCUCAGGGCUUUGCCGGGAUCCAGUUCAGUCCUGUCCUAGCCAGACCUCAAAUAUUAUUAUAAAUAUUAGUAUAAAUUAGUAUGUUAGCCUUCUGGUGUCUGCCUCAGGCGUGUGUGUUUUGAUUAGUUCAAGUCUCUUAGGGCCGGAUAGUCCGUGGGGACAAAAAGCAACAAUAAUAAAGCCACGUCGGGCUCUGCAACACAGCUCUCCUACUUGCUGAUGUAUGUACCGCUGCCAUCUGCUCCAUGGUAGUGUUAACAAAUCUUGUAAUGGGAUGAGAACCAGUGCAUGUUGGAUCGUGCCAAAUCACCUGUCGGUAUCCUAUUUUAAUCUUGUGAAGAGUUUAACAUCUGCCUUUCCAAAUAUGUAUAGUAUAUCAAGGUUCCAGCACACAACGUCGGCCGCGUGCUGUUGUAGUAAGACACGGAGUGGUGAGAAAUACACUGAUCCUUUUAAACUUGGUUGGAGGGACUUGAAAGGUCUGUAUGAGGACAUUAGAAAGGAACUUCUCAUAUCUACAACAGAACUUAAGGAAAUGUCUGAAUAUUACUUUGAUGGAAAAGGAAAAGCCUUUCGACCAAUUAUUGUGGUGCUAAUGGCCCGAGCCUGUAAUAGCCAUCAUGAUAACUCCCGAGAUGUGCAAGCCAGCCAGCGCUCCAUAGCCUUAAUUGCAGAAAUGAUCCACACUGCUAGUCUGGUUCACGACGACGUUAUUGACGAUGCACGUUCUCGGAGAGGAAAACACACAGUUAAUAAGAUCUGGGGUGAAAAGAAGGCUGUUCUUGCUGGAGAUUUAAUUCUUUCUGCAGCAUCUAUAGCUCUGGCACGAAUUGGAAAUACAACUGUUAUAUCUAUUUUAACCCAGGUUAUUGAAGAUUUGGUGCGUGGUGAGUUUCUUCAGCUAGGGUCGAAAGAAAAUGAGAAUGAAAGAUUUGCACACUACUUGGAGAAGACCUUCAAGAAGACUGCCAGUCUGAUAGCCAACAGCUGUAAAGCAGUCUCGGUCCUGGGAUGCCCUGACCCAGUGGUGCAUGAGAUUGCCUAUCAGUACGGAAAAAAUGUGGGAAUAGCUUUUCAGCUGAUAGAUGAUGUACUGGACUUCACCUCGUGCUCUGACCAGAUGGGCAAACCGACAUCAGCCGAUCUGAAGCUCGGGUUAGCCACCGGCCCUGUCUUAUUUGCUUGUCAGCAGUUCCCAGAAAUGAAUGCGAUGAUAAUGAGACGGUUCAGUUUGCCAGGAGAUGUGGACAGAGCUCGACAAUACGUAUUACAGAGUGAUGGUGUGCAACAAACAACCUACCUCGCCCAGCGGUACUGCCAUGAGGCAGUAAGAGAGAUCAGUAAACUUCGACCAUCCCCGGAAAGAGAUGCCCUCAUACAACUUUCAGAAAUUGUCCUCACAAGAGAUAAAUGACAGCUCUUUCUGUUAUUUCUGGCAGCUAUUUUACCAGACUGUGCCUAAAGAAUUUUGU
This is a messenger RNA of Equus quagga, 2420 nucleotides long. It is a transcript of the gene PDSS1, whose product is annotated as decaprenyl diphosphate synthase subunit 1. The record is from RefSeq and is a predicted model, not a curated record. Gene Ontology annotation, molecular function: prenyltransferase activity. Gene Ontology annotation, biological process: ubiquinone biosynthetic process; isoprenoid biosynthetic process. Bases 1172 to 2362 code for a protein of 396 amino acids. The transcript has 11 exons. Gene Ontology annotation, cellular component: transferase complex; mitochondrion. NCBI's taxonomy places the organism in Eukaryota, Metazoa, Chordata, Mammalia, Perissodactyla, Equidae.